Messenger RNA from Brettanomyces bruxellensis, 798 nucleotides. RefSeq lists its product as uncharacterized. The coding region runs from base 1 to 798 and encodes 265 amino acids. Gene Ontology annotation, biological process: endoplasmic reticulum to Golgi vesicle-mediated transport; vesicle fusion with Golgi apparatus. The record is from RefSeq and is a predicted model, not a curated record. Lineage: Eukaryota; Fungi; Ascomycota; Pichiomycetes; Pichiales; Pichiaceae. Gene Ontology annotation, cellular component: trans-Golgi network; membrane. The transcript has a single exon.
AUGGCUUAUUAUCAACAGGGAUUAAACAAUAAUAGCAAUGCCAAUAUAUAUACACAGCAGAAUAUGGGCAAUGGUUUCAAUCAACUGGGUGUCCAGCAGAAUUCUGGCUUCUUUAAUUCUGGAAACACGGAAAGUUCUAAUAUGCCAACUGGAUCAAUGCAGACAUCCUUGAACUUUAAUGAGACUUCAGGGGAGCAUAAUCCGAACCAACUUAGCAAGGGUUUAUUGGCUGCAUUUUCAACAUCCGGAUAUCCGGGAGAGCCCCCAUUAUUAGAGGAAUUGGGUGUAAACUUUGGCCACAUCAAAGGGAAAACGCUGGCAGUCCUAGGGUUUAAAUCAAGAAGUAUUAGUGAAGAUGUGAUUCAGGAUUCAGAUCUAGCGGGUCCAAUUCUUUUUUGCCUCCUAUUUGGAAUUCUUCUUCUCCUUUCAGGCAAGACGCAUUUUGGAUACAUAUAUGGUAUUGCACUUUUUGGUACUAUUUCAUUACAUUUAUUGUUCAGACUAAUGUCUAACAACUCUGGUCCUGGAGGGCUUGAUCUGCUUAGAACAGCUUCUGUUUUAGGGUACUGCCUUCUUCCAUUAGUAUUACUCAGUGCAUUGGCGGUUGUGCACGAUUUAGACAACACUUUUGGAUACGUAUUAGGAAUUAUUGCAAUUUUCUGGUGCACAUACUCGUCAUCAGCAUUUUUCGUGAGGGUUUUACAGCUAACGAAUGCAAGAUUACUAGUAGCAUAUCCAUUAGCAAUGUUUUAUUCUGUUUUUGCGCUCAUGGCAAUAUUUGUGGAGAAGAAAGUUUGA